Pectinophora gossypiella (pink bollworm) is the source of this 1638-nucleotide messenger RNA. RefSeq names its product transcription factor HES-4-B-like. Bases 118 to 1299 code for a protein of 393 amino acids. Lineage: Eukaryota; Metazoa; Arthropoda; Insecta; Lepidoptera; Gelechiidae. Gene Ontology annotation, molecular function: RNA polymerase II cis-regulatory region sequence-specific DNA binding; DNA-binding transcription factor activity, RNA polymerase II-specific; protein dimerization activity. The record is from RefSeq and is a predicted model, not a curated record. The transcript has 3 exons. Gene Ontology annotation, cellular component: nucleus. Gene Ontology annotation, biological process: regulation of transcription by RNA polymerase II; anterior/posterior pattern specification; regulation of neurogenesis.
CGGGCGGAGACGCGCGCACGAGCUUAAAAGCUCCCGUGUAGAAGCCGUUGUGUAAUUUGAAUUCAAGUGUUUCGUGUCUAAGUUUUUUCUAUAAGAUAAUAAUAUAACAUAAGAAUCAUGUCUGCUGAUCCCGCGCCGCUGUCAAAGACAGCCAAGUACAAGAAGAUAACGAAGCCAUUGCUUGAACGCAAGCGGCGCGCGCGCAUCAACCGCUGCCUGGACGAACUCAAGGACCUCAUGGUCGGCGCUUUGGAGAUCGAUGACGACAACCUGAGCAAGCUAGAGAAGGCAGAUAUCCUUGAAUUAACCGUUAACCACCUCACAAAGUUGCACAGCCCUAAAGACCCAGUUAUAGAAGCGAAAAAGUUUCAAGCGGGUUUCGGACAAUGUGCCGCGGAGGCGUGCCGGUUCAUCAUGUCGGUUCCGGACUUGGAACCGAAGGUUAGCCAGAGCCUCAUCAGUCACCUGUCCAGACUCAUCACGGCGCAGCCUUUGACUAUUCAAGUGCCGGACAGACCACACUUCUCGCCACCGACGUCACCAUCUUCCAUAGUGUCCGACAGACAGCACUACUACAGCGACCCCGAAAGGUCAUCAUCAGAUGCUGAAGAUUCCGUGUACUCCGGAGACAGCACCUCCAAGCAGUGGGCCUACAGCCGAUCACAGCCAUCAGGCCCGAGGUCAAAUCCCCCCCUGUCGGGGCUGCUGACGACAGUCGACAAGAUCCCUCAACAUCACUCUGAACAAGUAUCCGGAGUACCGAGAAACGGAACUUAUUUCAACAGAGUUCCAGCAGAAGCGAAAGACGUAAUAUUGCAGAAAAUCAGACAACACAUUAUGGACAAACGCGGCAACGACGGCGUCGACGCGAACAUGACCGCGGACCCGGCGGAACCAAAAUAUUUACACAGAGAGGAGCCAUACAGAGGCGAGUACGUGCACCAAUACCCCCCGCCCAGCGUACCUAGCAGCAACGCUACAUUGGACUUAAGAAAAGUGAGAUCCCCAAUAAAAUCAACGCCGGAAGUUUCGCCGAAAAAAACAGUCGCGUACUACAACGCGAAUCAAUUAGAUGCGACGCCAUCUGAUAACAAAGUUGAAGCGCCAGUCAGUCUUCCGGAACAGUGCGAAUCGCCUAUGGAUUACAGCAACUUGCCGCCUAAAAAGAAAAGGAAAUUAAUCGAGUACCAGGAGUACAAAAAACAAGAGGAGGCGAGGCGGCAGCUCGAUGCUUUUUAUGCUGAGAAAAAAGGCGAGAGACCACCGGCGGACCUCGAGGACAAGUGGCGGCCGUGGUAGACCGCGCUCGCCGCCGCCACCGCCACCGCUGCACAUUGUGAUAUUAAUAGUCUCUUCCAUGACAAAGCUUUAAUUCGUACUUUUAAGUAUGUUAUCAUAGAUUAAGUAAAUCUAAUAAUGUUUUCACGUGCCUUACUUUUAUGAUUUAUGAAAUGUCAUAGUCUCGUAGUUAUAAUUUCACGUUGUUUGUAAAUGUGCCAUUUUUAUUUGAUCUCGAUGUCUUCCUGUGAAUGUUCACUUAGGAAAGUCUUCCGAAAUUUUAAACUAUGUUGCUUGGUUAUUUCUAUUAAUGUGUGAUUCUGAUUAUCUUAUAUUAAAUGUGUACUUUAAAAGAAUAAA